Molecule: messenger RNA, 465 nt
Organism: Echinostoma caproni
Lineage: Eukaryota; Metazoa; Platyhelminthes; Trematoda; Plagiorchiida; Echinostomatidae
Source: the annotation of a GenBank genome assembly
ACCCGACAGAAAUGCGCUCAGACAGGAGUACCCGGGACUCACCAGACAUCCAAUCGACAGGGAUACACGUCGUCUGCAGUAGAGAGGGAUCCCAUUUCCACUGGAGGUCGCAUUGGUGCACCAACUGCAGAGUACGCCGUCGGUACGAGCCAAACGGAUGAUGAUGAUGGUGAAGCUGAAGACGGCGAGGAUCCAGGUGGCGAAGGAUUGACAAGUUUUGCUCCCGGACGUAAUCGAACAACUCACAGCGGGUCAGAUGAACCUGAGGUCACAGUUGCUCCUAGUGGUCUGCUUCAGUCGCAUCGCGUGUCAUCCACAAUGCAGCGAGAGGUGGCACAUCAAGAAAUAGAGUCUAGUGAUGUAGCAGCUGCCCUCAAUCGACUUCAGAGUAAGUUAUCGUGGCCUGCCACGACCCCAUAUUCUAAAGUUUACGCCCGCACGCUUUGCUGUGUAAAUGAAGAUUGA